Messenger RNA from Malaclemys terrapin pileata, 3567 nucleotides. It is a transcript of the gene NOC4L, whose product is annotated as nucleolar complex associated 4 homolog. Gene Ontology annotation, cellular component: Noc4p-Nop14p complex; nucleolus; small-subunit processome. The transcript has 15 exons. Gene Ontology annotation, biological process: ribosome biogenesis. Bases 38 to 1582 code for a protein of 514 amino acids. The record is from RefSeq and is a predicted model, not a curated record. NCBI's taxonomy places the organism in Eukaryota, Metazoa, Chordata, Testudines, Emydidae.
CCGGCUGCUCCGUCCGCACACGUGGGGCGGCCCCGACAUGGCGCAGCCCGGGCAGAGCGCGGCCGCCGCGCUGGCCUCCAGCCUGGAGUCGGUGCUGCGGAGCCGGGGCAGCGCCAACCGCGUCUUCGAGAUCCUGGAGCUGCUGCAGGCGGACGAGGAGGACGUCGUCCUUUGUGCCAUCAGAACCUGCAGCCGGCUGUUCGGGGCGCUGCUGGAGCGGGGAGAGCUGUUCAUAGGCCAGCUGCCGGGAGAAGAGACCUCUCUCCCAGAUAACUACAGUGCAGAAGACAAGUACAAAAUAUGGAUGAGGCAUCGUUAUAACAGUUGUGUCAACUGCUUGGUGGAGCUGAUGGGCCAUGAGUCUUUUCAGGUCAAGGAAUUAUCACUCGCUACCCUCAUGAAGUUCGUUGAGUUGGAAGGGAAAUACCCUUUGGUCAAAGCAGAAUGGAAGGGGAGUUUCAGUUUCCCUCGUGAGCUUUUAAAAUUAGUUGUGGAGAACUUAAUCCCUUGUGAAGAGGACUCUUCGCUCCUGAUUUCACGUUUCCAAGAAUACCUGGAGUAUGAUGACAUUCGGUACUUUGUGAUGAAGGCUGUCGCUGAAAAUAUUGGACAAGUCAUGCAGAAGACAAAAGAGGUUCCGCUUCCAGUUUACCAGCAGAAUGUCUUUUCCCUCAUUUCAUCAAUUAGCAUGCCAAGCAAAGAGAAUGAGGUGGUUAAUUUCAUGGUAAAGCAAGCUAACCAGGAAGAAUGGAAGGUAUCAAAGCUAAAGGAGCAUAAGCGGGCUUUUGAAAGGAUGUGGCUUGGCUUUCUUAAACACAAGCUACCCACCGGCCUUUACAAAAAGGUUCUUGUAAUUUUGCACGACUCUAUCCUGCCUCACCUGAAUGAACCCACCCUUAUGAUAGACUUCCUGACAGUCGCCUAUGACAUAGGUGGAGCCAUCAGUCUUCUAGCCUUAAAUGGGUUAUUUGUUCUGAUUCAUCAGCAUAACCUGGAAUACCCCGACUUUUACAAAAAGCUGUACAGCCUCUUAGACCCCUCCAUAUACCACGUGAAGUACCGAGCCCGGUUUUUCCAUUUAGCGGAUUUAUUUUUGUCUUCAUCGCACUUGCCAGCGUACCUGGUGGCAGCGUUCAUAAAGCGCCUCUCUAGGUUGGCCCUCACCGCUCCUCCCCAGGCUUUGCUCAUGGUCAUUCCCUUCAUCUGCAAUCUUUUCCGGAGGCACCCAGCUUGCAAGGUUCUUGUGCACAGACCCGGCGGGCCUGAAGCUCUGUCGGAAGAUCCAUACAUUAUGGAUGAGGAAGAGCCGUCCGAAAGCAGGGCUUUGGAGAGCUCGCUGUGGGAGCUACAGACCCUUCAGAGCCACUAUCACCCUGAUGUGGCCCAAGCAGCUGCCGUUGUGAACCAGUCGCUGUCUGAACUAGAGGAUGACAUAUCGGAGCUCCUGGAGCUAUCUGCCUACGAGCUUUUCGAUAGAGAGCUAAAGAAAAAAGCCACCAGCAUGCCCCUGGAGUUUGAACAAGUGAGAGGAUUGUUUGGCAAGAAGGACGAUCUCUUUGCAGAGCAUUUUGCGCUGGAAUGAUGCUGCCUUUCGGUAAUACACGUUUCUGUACGACUGACUCUGACUGUGGAAGACACACCCAGCUGAUUCAUGAGUAUUUCCGUUCAGGUUUGGCUGUGAAAUAUCCAAGUUGAUGGUUGGACUAGUUGAGAUGCUCCUGUGAUCUUCAUCAGCAUCCACAAAUGAGCUGCUGCUGCUGCUCCUCCUAACAGAUUCCUUGUUUCUCACUGGCUUCCCUUUUGCAUUUUAUCUUCACCACCUGCCUGGGGUCAGAAAGCAGCUUUCUCUAUGGGCAGUUAUUCUAUAAUUGUUCACUGCUGGGUUCUUUCACCUUCCUAUGAAGUGUCUGGUGUAGGUUAUCAUCGUUGUUUGGAUACGGGGCUGGAUGGACCUGAUCUACUCUGGCAGUACGCUCCUCACAUUGGCAUCUGGGUGUGUGGAGGUGAGGGGGGUGGGGGCCUUCUCAGCCCAUUAGGCCUGGGUCCUGCCUGGGUUUCACUCCAGAGAUGGCCCCACUCUUGUAGUGGAGGAGUUGGUCCUGCUGCAGGUGAAUGACAAACUUCAGCUAAUAAGAAACUAGUUUAAUCGGAGAAGUAUUAUAAACUUUUACAGGUGCUGGGUUUUGGCUCCUGCGUGCAGAGGCUGGAAGAACAGACUCGAUUUCCUAAAGCAGCUGUUCACACGCAACAUCAACUAACUCCAUCUACUAUGGUGGCGAUGGGACCAAAUUCUUGCAUACACGUCAGUCACUUGGUACAAAGUUGCCUUAGCAGAACAUUACCACAGGCUAAAUCUCUUCUGCUUUGAACAUGAGCGUACUCUUGGGGAUUACUGUGGCUAAAUUCCCAGUCAAACUGCAGUGGGAGGCCAUGCUGAUCCUAGGUAUUUAUUAUCUUCCCAAGUGCUGAGAGUUGGUUAAACAUAGUUCCACUUACAACUUGGAGGAAGAGGAACGUAGCCAGUGGAAGCCUGAAUGCCAGUCAGGAGUUAAAUCGUGUCUUUCCACUGUUUGAUGAAGCUAGGUGAAUAAAGUCCCAGACUGGGAUUUCCAGAAGUGAUGCAGAAAUUUCCUUUGCUGUUGACUUGUGCUUGAAUCUUGCAAGAUGUUGAGUGCACAGCCGGAGAUCCAGCUACGCGCAUGCUUAAGUUAAGCAUGUGAGUAGUCUCUUUGAAAUCCAAUGGUCUUUAACAAGUUGCUCUUGCUCAGUUAAUUUUUAGCUGUCUUGCAACAAUUUGAACAGCAAAUGUUUCUCCAUCUCCUGCAAGAAGCAGGUAGAAGGUGGGAGAGACCUAAUUUUGGCAAGGGGUGGAAGGACAGAGGUAGAAAACUCAAGCUACUGCAUAAGUUGGGACAGAAUACAUCCUAUGAUAGUGUCCUCUAACUGACCAGCUUUACGUUUUCUCCAAGCUAAGUGUGGAACAAGUAGCAAAUUACCAAGGGCCACAUACAAGGAAUUGACUAGAUAAUUCUAUCGGUGGCUAUGGAAGAUGUGAUCCUACUUCCCAGAGUGCAGUGUUGAACCCAUCUCCUGGGGUUGUUUGCUCUCCAGCACCUCUGCUGUUUUCACUUCAGAUAAACUUCCAAAGGAUUUGGCUGGGAUAGUCAAGGGAUGUUUAGGGAAUUAGGUGCUGAACUCCAGUUGAAUUUCAGUAGGAGCUGGGCACCUGACUUCCUUAGGAAGCGCCCGCCAUCAUUAUUGGCUUCUCACGUGCAAAGGCAGGAAUGUGGUCUCAGCUGGUCUCCUUGCCCUCUGCUCCCCGUCUUCUGAUAUCAGUGGAAGGGUGAUGCAGUGCUUGUGACAUUAUCCAGUGACUUAGGAGUUCUGGGUUCAAGCCCCCACUGUGCCUCUCCCCCUUAUCUGUAAAGGGGGGUGAUAGCACUGCCCUACCUCACAGGGGUGUUGUGAGGCUCAGUACAUUAAAGAUUGUGAGGUGCCCAGACACAACAGUGAUGGGAGUCAUGUAAGGACCUAAGAUGUUCUUGAAUAAACUUGUCGGAUUUUUAA